CCGGGUGGAUGCUUUCUGCCUGCAGCCGGCCUCUAACUGUUCACAGCUGUCUGGAACAGCUAGCCGGCCGCCCCGCCGAGAACACUGAAAAUCUCCCCCAGCACUUUCGGAGGGGCACCCUGACGGUGCUGAAGAAGAAGUGGGAGCACCCAGCGCUGGCCGCCCAGUCCCACCCGGAGACGCAGCGGAGCGGCGGCGCCCAGAGCAGGACCCGAGCGCACCCUCCUCCCGCCCCGGCGGCCAGCAAGCCCGCGCCUGCCGCGGCCGCGGACCCCGGGGAAGGCGGCCGCAGCCCAGCCAGCUCCGGCUCAGCCCCCGACGCCCCCGCGCAGGGCCGGCACCCCCGCCACGAGCCCCGGGAGGAUCUUCACGACCGUGAAAAGAUGGAAAGUUGUCUGGGAGAGCCCAGGCAUGAAGUCGGGAAACCCGAAGGCGGUGAGCACCCAGAUCCGACCGGCAAAAUAGAGAAGUACAACGUCCCGCUGAACAGGCUGAAGAUGAUGUUCGAGAAAGGCGAACCCACGCCGACCAAGAUUCUUCAAACCCAGAGUCGAAGUGCAGGUGGAAGGAAGAUCUCUGAUAACAGCUAUUCUCUGGAUGACUUGGAAAUAGGCCCAGGUCACUUGUCAUCAUCUGCUGUCAACUCGGAGAAAAGUGAGCCGAGGCGGAAUCUGGAGCUCCCCCGCCUGUCAGAGACCUCCAUAAAGGACCGGAUGGCCAAGUACCAGGCAGCUGUGUCCAAACAAAGCAGCUCAACCAACUAUUCCAAUGACUUGCGAGCCAACGGUGGUGAAGUUAGAGCUCCUAAACUGGAACACAAAGAGAAUGUGCCCCCGGCCUCUGAGGUCGGCAUCUCCCCUCAAGACGGAGGAAAGGUUUCUGCAACCGAGAAUAGCCUGGCAUUCUGUUCCUCCCCUGCCGAAGACGAGCCCGGUACCUUCCAGGUGAAGAGCGAGAUCCAGCAGCCUGCCCAUCCCAAGCAACUAAGUUCAGAUGCCAGAGCGUCCAGCCUUUCUGAAAAUUCUCCACCCAAAGCUGCCAAGAAGUUUCAGGCUCCCGUGAGAGAGACCUGUGUGGAAUGCCAGAAGACAGUGUACCCGAUGGAGCGUCUCUUGGCCAACAAGCAGGUGUUUCACAUCACCUGCUUCCGCUGCACCUAUUGUAACAGCAAACUUAGUCUAGGGACUUACGCAUCUUUACAUGGAAGAAUCUAUUGCAAGCCUCACUUCAAUCAGCUCUUUAAGUCUAAAGGCAACUAUGAUGAAGGCUUUGGGCACAGACCCCACAAGGAUCUGUGGGCGACCAGAAACGACGGUGAAGAGACUUUGGAGAGGCCAGCCCCGCUUCCUCACGCAGGAGAGACCCCUCCGAGCCCAGGAGUGGAAGACGCCCCCAUUGCUAAGGUGGGGGUGCUGGCUGCGAGCAUGGAAGCCCAGGGUUCCUCCCAGCCGGAGAAGGAAGACAAGCCCGCGGAAACCAAGAAGCUUCGGAUUGCCUGGCCACCCCCAAGUGAACUUGGCAGUUCGGGCAGUGUUUUGGAGGAAGGGCUCAAAGUAUUCAAGCCCAAAUGGCCUCCCGAGGAUGAGAACAGCAAGCCAGAAGCUCUUGAAGAUGUGGACCUGGACCUGAAGAAGCUCCGGCGGUCUUCCUCGCUGAAGGAAAGAAGCCGCCCGUUCACCGUGGCAGCUUCCUUUCGAUCCACUUCCGUCAGGAGCCCCAAAGCCUUGUCCCCUCCCCUCAGGAAAGGCUGGAGCAUGGGGGAGCAAAGCGAGGAGUUUGCAGGUGGAACAGCGGCAGACCGGAAACCCAUGGAGAACGUCAAGGCCGCGGAGAAGAACGGGGCUGUCGACAAAGCCACCUGGCAAAGCAAGGAGACUGGGAGAAGAGAGGAAGAGGGGAGCGGUCAGGAAGUCCCCGGUUUUGAGCUGGGGAGUGAGAACCCUGUAGAAAAUGGCUCAAACUUAGAUGAAGAUGGUGGUGGAUUCCCCACACAGCAGUCUCCAGAAGAACCCAGGUCUCCAAAUUGGUCCAACUUUGUAGACAACACCUCCCCCAAAGAAUACUCCACCCGGAAUCCGAGAUCCCAGGACGUGGGCUUCUGGGAGGCGGAGGUCGUGGAAGAGUUGUCUGUGGAAGAGCAGAUAAAAAGAAACCGGUACUAUGAUGAGGAAGAGGAUGAGGAGUGAUCGGUUACGAAGGUGCUGGGCCUUAAGUUGGUGUUAGUGUUAGUGAGCCUCUGCCCUUUAUCAAAGUGAUGCACGUGCGGAAACGGGAUCUUCGUGUGAACUGUCAUCUAGGUGGAAGUAACUUUGGAAAAAGGAGUCCCGCUUCAACAACAAACAACAAAAAAUCCCUUGCCACCGCUUAAAAUGAAUCAGUUUUAAAGACAAUAUUGCUUAACCCCUCUCUUUCCACAGUGAUGGUAUCCAGACAGGGCUUCAAGGUUUUAUACAUGCAAGAGAGAGAGAGGGGAUGUGCCUAGCAGUACAGUCUGGAAUCCACUGUGCUCCCAAGAAGACAUCUGAGAGUAGAUAAUAAUCUGAGAUGGGUAAUAGUCCACUGUCACACUACAGAUACGAUUGUGGAAUUAGGGAACCUGCAGAAAGAAUUUCAGGGCCUAAAGAAGAUGACGGAAUGCACUUUAGUAUAAAGGGCACAGUUUGUAAAUUUUUUAAUAAUACCAAUUUAAUUGCUUAGUAUUCGUUUCCUAAGAGAUCAAAUAUUUAGUCUUCUUUUAAACUUUUAGAUUAACUUUUUCAUACUCGGCUAAGUAAAAUGAGAAUUUACUGCUUUGCAUCCUGUGCUCUGCUCCCCACCCUGAACUGGUUAACUAAGGUAUGCAUAACACAGCCAUCUUCAGAACUGCUUCUGAAGACAUUGAAGAACCAAUCCCACAUGCUUUGGUGCUUGGAAAGACCCACUGCCUCCCAAAUAAGCCAUGGUAUUUGCCAACUUGACCGAAGCCCGAGUGAUUGUGUCCUCCCCGGUGGUCUCCUGCCUCAUAGCUUACUGAAAGCUGCAAUAUUCUUGUCAGAGCCUCUGGAUUGCUGUUUACCACACUGCUUGUUAGAGCCAAGUGAGGAGUUUAGCAGAGGAUUGCAAAAAGAACUGCCUUCAACCGCGGGACUCAGACCCCACCCCCACCCCAAAGCGCUUAUUCCACUUCUCUCGUCCCUAUUAGAGACACGUUGUUGUUUUUUUAAAGACUUACCAAAUCUGAAAUUGAUUGACUUUAUGGUAGACAGUAUUUCCAGGGUGCAGUCAAACCAACUAUCGGCCUUUUUCUUGGAUGCUUUUCUAGUAUUUAGACUUUGAAACACUGUAAACAGGAGCACAUUUAUUGUACAUAAUCAAUACUCCAAAUCGUAUGUGUGGCGGAGAGAGGUGGUGUUUCAAGUUCUAGGUUUUUCUUUGUUCUGCAUUUACAGAGAUUUAGCGCUAAUAUUUUUUAGAGAUGUAAAUUAUUCUGCUUUCUUAUGGUCUUGCUUAGUCUGAAACAUUUUUAUUCAAUAAAGCUUUUAAUUUACGUUUGAA
Echinops telfairi (small Madagascar hedgehog) is the source of this 3534-nucleotide messenger RNA. RefSeq names its product LIM domain and actin binding 1 (gene LIMA1). The transcript is spliced from 9 exons. The record is from RefSeq and is a predicted model, not a curated record. The coding region runs from base 9 to 2186 and encodes 725 amino acids. Gene Ontology annotation, molecular function: actin filament binding. NCBI's taxonomy places the organism in Eukaryota, Metazoa, Chordata, Mammalia, Afrosoricida, Tenrecidae. Gene Ontology annotation, biological process: actin filament bundle assembly. Gene Ontology annotation, cellular component: actin cytoskeleton; plasma membrane.